AUGGGGGACUCAAAGUCCAAAAAUGCCAGCGCAGCCAAGCCAGAUGUCAUCGUCAUCUCUGAAGCUGGCCAAGAGGUCGACAAGCGGCUUGACCAGCACAUGAGCUACGAGUUUGGGGGCCCCUUUGGCGUCGCCGCCAUAAUGACGGGCUUCCCGCUGCUAAUGUACUAUUUGUGGAUAUGCUUGUGGUUCUACGAUGGCCACCUUGUGUACCCCACCGCGCUGGACGAUGUCCAGCCAUUCCUCGGGAGGAUGUGGUCCCAUGUUCAGGAGGAUGCCAACCCAUCGCUGUAUGCCUGGAAGGUCUACGGCGGGAACAUGGUCUUCCAGCUUUUCCUGGCCUGGGUGAUGCCUGGCCACAUCCAAGAAGGGCUCCCUGUCCCGUCGCUGGGCUACAAGAAGCUCAUCUACAACUGCAACGCCCUGGGCUGCUUUUACGCGACGCUCGCCACCGCUUUUACCCUCCACUAUACCCACACCUUCCGCCUGACCGAAAUACUCGACAACUUCGGCCACCUCAUGUCCGUCGGGAUGAUCGUUGGGUUUGCGACUUCGUUUGGCAUGUACUUCAUUGGAGUUGCCACGGGCAAUACCAUUCGCAUGUCUGGCAACUUCAUCUACGAUGUGUUCAUGGGGGCCAUUUUGAACCCCCGGCUAGGGCCCAUCGACCUCAAAAUGUGGGCAGAGGUCCGCGUGCCGUGGGUAAUCGUCUUCUUCCUGUCAGUCUCUGGCGGCUGCAAGCAGUAUGAGGAGUACGGCUAUGUCACUCCGAACAUGGCCUUUAUGAUAUUGGCGACUGGCCUCUACCUCAAUGCUUGUGCCAAAGGUGAAGAAUGCAUCCCCCAAACCUGGGAUAUGUACCACGAAAAAUGGGGUUUCAUGGUCAUCUUCUGGAACGCCGCAGGAGUUCCUUUCUCAUACAUCUACUCGAUCGUCUACAUGGCGCGGCAAGAUCCCUCCAAAUACCGCUUCCCGACUCCCGUCUAUGUGCUCAUGUUCGGGACUCUCCUUACCGCCUAUUUCAUCUGGGACACCUCGAUGUCGCAAAAGAGCAGAUUCAAGAUGCAGACUCAAGGGAUUACCACAUUCCGCAAGUCAUUCCCGCAGCUACCGUGGUCCAUUAUCAAAAACCCCACCUACAUCCAAACCGCUCAUGGGUUCGUCGCAGCCAACCGCCUGUUGACGAGCGGGUGGUGGGCAUACUCACGCAAGCCUAACUAUGUCGCAGACUGGACAAUGAGCUUCCUGUGGGGGGCCAUCAUUGGUACCAACAGCAUUAUACCCUACUUUUACUCCAUGUUCUUCAUCACCGUGCUCAUCCAUCGAGUCGGUCGUGAUUUCGAGCGGUGCGCAAUCAAGUACGGCAAGGACUGGGAGCGCUACUGCGAGGUCGUCAAGUGGAAGUUCAUUCCGGGGGUAUACUAA
This is a messenger RNA of Mycena indigotica, 1425 nucleotides long. RefSeq lists its product as uncharacterized. The record is from RefSeq and is a predicted model, not a curated record. Gene Ontology annotation, molecular function: Delta24(24-1) sterol reductase activity. The transcript has 9 exons. Gene Ontology annotation, biological process: ergosterol biosynthetic process. Bases 1 to 1425 code for a protein of 474 amino acids. Gene Ontology annotation, cellular component: endoplasmic reticulum membrane. Lineage: Eukaryota; Fungi; Basidiomycota; Agaricomycetes; Agaricales; Mycenaceae.